AUGGCACACACAUCAUGCACAGACAAACCACUCGAGGCACUUAGCCAUAGUUGCAAAGGCCAAGCCAUGCAAAUCAUUGAGUGGCCUCCACGUGGCAAGGCAUGGUCCAAACAUGUCAAGCACUUGUCAGCUGUACUGGUUGACAUUCCAGCCACAUGUCAUGUUAUGGGGAUAUCUAGACCAGAUUAUGUGAAUCAAGUGUGGAUCAUAAUGAGAAGUCUCCUGAAGGUUAAAAGUACACAAGAAAAACACACCCUCCCUCUCCUUGCCCCAAGCUAUACGGAAAUGAAUUCUAAUACAUUUAAUCUCUGGGAGGUUCUGGAAGUGAUCAAAAAUCAAGCUAUGAUUCUGAGCCAGGAGCGGCAAGUACAGAUCAUAUAUGAUUCUCCUUCUGAAGUAUCAUCCAUGUAUUUAUAUGGUGACAACUUGAGGCUUCAGCAAGUCCUUGCAGAUUUUUUAGUAAAUGCUCUCAUUUUUACUCCAGGGUUUGAAGGGGCAUCUGUUCUGUUCAGGUUAAUUCCACGAAGAGAACGUAUAGGGACAAAAAUGCACAUCAUGCACCUUGAGUUCUGGUAA
This is a messenger RNA of Thlaspi arvense, 576 nucleotides long. NCBI's taxonomy places the organism in Eukaryota, Viridiplantae, Streptophyta, Magnoliopsida, Brassicales, Brassicaceae. The record is from the annotation of a GenBank genome assembly.